AUGCCUUCAACGCCCUCUCAUCCCUCUGGGAAGCGAAAUGCUCCAUCAGAUUGGGACGCACCCCCUUGUAAAAGGACAGCGAACUCGCCAACUCGCAUUGGAGGAACGGCGGGGGGAGACGACAAUAUGAACAAUGCGUCCUCAGGUCCAAGUCCACAAGUUCAAGAUCAGGACAGCGUGUUGCUGCAUGAACUCGCUUCUUUGAGGCAGGAACUUGCAGAUGCACAGGUUCAGCACCAGCGUGUCCAGGAAUCCCUCAUCCAUGCAAAUAAUCGCCUGUCUAACGAUCGCAGACGACUCAUUGUGGAAAACGAAGAUCUGAAGGCUGCAGCAGCCUCUGCUACAGAGGAGAGAGACCUACCAACAGGCAAUCAUCCCUAUCUUGAAGACGAGUGGUCGAAGGAGAUCACAUCUCUCCGUGGUGAGCUUGCAAAAUUGCAGCAAGAUUUAGCAUCCUCCCGUCAGCGGCAAGACAAUGGGUCCAAGAACACUUCGCCAACGAAACCUCCGGGGCCUUGUACCAUGCCUACACCUGGCGAGAUCCAUUGGCAGCGCCGCUCGGCAUCGCUAGCGAAAGAUCUCGAGCAAGUCAAGGAUGCAAGGGAUAAAUUUUCCCAGCAAUUAGAAGCAAAGAAAGGCGAGCUGAUGAUCGGUAUACGAAGGAAGAUUAUGGCAUUAUUGCGCCUCCUGCGGGUUCGUGUCCCACAGCUGAGCUCCCCUGGAACUGUUGCGAAAGCGCAGGAACAUAUUCAAAUCUUGAUGGCGGUGCUUUGGAACCUGUUCAGCGAACACGAUGCACAAAACACGAUAAAGUAUGAGGCGCAGUUAUCGAACCGCUUCCACCUGUUACAAGUUCAAGACCGCACACCGUCGUCACCAACUUCACCAAGUUACAACGACGAUAUGCAGGUCAGUGAGGGCGAAGGCAGCACGGCGCACUCAGAUGUCUUCCCGCAGGCGAGUGUUCCUUGUCAAUCAACUCUAGCAAUCCCGGAAACUGAUAUGCUGUGUCAGAAGGAGGGCAUCGACAGCUACGAGAGCAACAACAAGCGUGCGGAUGAUGCAACCGACAAGGCCGUGGCUAUGGGCGAGCUCGACCUCGGGCAGGGUGUGCAGGAGAGCCAGGUACAGACGGAGGCUGAAGCCCAGGCAACAUCUCUUUUGCGGAUGUUGGAGGACGAAACGGGUCAGAAAGCUGCUAUCGAACAAGUGGCUGCUUUGCUUCGUGCUGAGGUCAUGGCUAAGAACGACGAGGUUACAAGAGCGGGGAACCGUGAACGCGCCCUGUUGCUCGCAAUCCAAGACCUCGAGCAGGGUGCGAGGGGGUACGAGGCUCGUUGGACAGAGGCUAAAGCUCAAGCAAUGUCUCUGUUGCGGACGCUGGAGGACGAGAUGGCUCAGAAGGCCGCCAUCGAACAGGCGGCUUUCUCGCUUCAAGCUGACGUUCUGGCGAAGAGCGACGAGAUCUCCGGGGGAAGAGAACGCGAACGCGACCUGUUGGCCACCAUUCGAGGUUUAGAGCAAAGCGUCAAUGAGAGCGAGGUUCGCUUCACGAGAGCGGAAGCUCAGGCGUCAUCUCUGUCGUCGCAGCUCGAGGAUGAGAUGCGCCGGAAGGCUGCGAUCGAGCAGGAGGCAGCGUCGCUCCGCAUGCAAAUCGAGUCGAAGAGCGACGAGAUUGCACGGGCUGAGGAACGCGAGCGCGACCUGAAGCGAGAAGUGCAGCUCAAGAGCGAGGAGAUCUCCGGGGCAAGAGAACACGAACGCAACCUUUCGGCCACUAUCCGAGGUCUGGAGCAGAGCGUCAACGAGAGCGAGGUUCGCUUCACGAGAGCGGAAGCUCAAGCGUCAUCUCUGUCGUCGCAGCUCGAGGAUGAGAUGCGCCGGAAGGCUGCGAUCGAACAGGAGGCAGCGUCGCUCGGCAUGCAAAUCGAGUCGAAGAGCAACGAGAUCGCACGGGCAGAGGAACGCGAGCGCGACCUGAAGCGAGAACUACAGCUCAAGAGCGAGGAGAUCUCUGGGGCAAGAGAACACGAGCGCGACCUGUCGGCCACCAUUCGAGGUCUAGAGCAUAGCGUCAAUGAGAGCGAGGCUCGCUCCACGAGAGCGGAAGCUCAAGCGUCAUCUCUGUCGUCGCAGCUCGAGGAUGAGAUGCAACGGAAGGCUGCAAUCGAGCAGGAGGCAGCGUCGCUCCGCAUGCAAAUCGAGUCGAAGAGCGACGAGAUCGCACGGGCAGAGGAACGCGAGCGCGACCUGAAGCGAGAAGUGCAGCUCAAGAGCGAGGAGAUCUCCGGGGGUAGAGAACGUGAACGCGACCUGUCGGCCACCAUUCGAGGUCUAGAGCAAAGCAUCAACGAGAGCGAGGCUCGCGCCACGAGAGCGGAAGCUCAAGCGUCAUCUCUGUCGUCGCAGCUCGAGGAUGAGAUGCGCCGGAAGGCUGUGAUCGAACAGGAGGCAGUGUCGCUCCGCAUGCAAAUCGAGUCGAAGAGCGACGAGAUCGCACGGGCGGAGGAACGCGAGCGCGACCUGAAGCGGGAGCUGCGCGUCAAGAGCGAGAUGAUUGCAAGGGCAGAGGAACACGCACGCGACCUAGAGCAGGAGCUGCAAGCAAAGAGAGACGAGCUAUCGAAGGCUGGGAGGCGCAGAGGCAAUGAUCUUAGGAUGGUUGUGCGUGAGCCUUGGUCGUAG
Molecule: messenger RNA, 2685 nt
Organism: Schizophyllum commune H4-8
Lineage: Eukaryota; Fungi; Basidiomycota; Agaricomycetes; Agaricales; Schizophyllaceae
Exons: 18
Coding region: 1-2685 (894 amino acids)
Source: RefSeq, a predicted model, not a curated record